AUGGAGAUGUGCGCUGCUGGUCGCGCGGCGUGGGCGGAGGCGGCGGCGCUAUCGGUUGGAGGAGGGUACGGCGGCGCGGGGGGCGCGGCUCGCCGCUGCUCCGUGCUCGGCGACCACCCGGGCGCCAGGAAAGGCACCGGUGGAAAAUGGCACAGGAACAACCGGGUGCGGGACGCGUCAUACGGCUCGUCGUCCGAAUCGGACGGCGAGGCGGAAGGAGCAGCGGGCGAUUCGUGGGGUGUUGCACGGCUUCUAUACGCUGGCCUCGGCACGCUCGCCGUUGGACUCGUCGUUUACUUCGUCGGCACUGGCGACAAGGGUUUCAAGACACCAGCGCUACGGCUUGUGGGGCCUUCUCUUAUAGUAGCUGGACUUGCGUGUUGUAUACUACGUAUCUGCUUCUGCAUAUUUGCGAAGCCUUGUUGUCGACGGCGGACCAACUACAAGGAGAACAGAAGACUGUCCGGUGGUGGGGAAGGCGAGGAAAUGCCGCUGGCCCGCAGUGGGUCAAGAGGCGACCGCGUCGGACCCGCUCAAUGUUCACCCGCGCGCCGCCUCGACACGUCGUCUUGCGACGUGUCCAGCCUCUCCAGUGGCGAGGAGGACGAACGUCUCCGCCGGUACCGCACCGCUUCUCUGCACCCUCCACCGGUACAUCAGGUACAACCUGUACAGGGCACGAGCCAACCAGCGCUACAGCAAAGCGGGUCGAACCAAAGCGCGUUGCAACGUAGCGGCUCCCAGCAUAGUGGCAGCGCAGGGGGCGCGGGGGGCACGAGCCCUGGUACAGCGGGACCAGUCCUCACACUUGCCCCUGCACGACGUCCUCCACCUCGCAACGUGUCCUUUGCCGGCGUCCCCGAUGGUGAACUCGUCCUAUCCCCAGCACAACUACGCUCCUAA
This is a messenger RNA of Arctia plantaginis, 903 nucleotides long. The record is from the annotation of a GenBank genome assembly. Lineage: Eukaryota; Metazoa; Arthropoda; Insecta; Lepidoptera; Erebidae.